Schizophyllum commune H4-8 is the source of this 915-nucleotide messenger RNA. RefSeq names its product ubiquitin-conjugating enzyme. The coding region runs from base 58 to 507 and encodes 149 amino acids. Gene Ontology annotation, cellular component: nucleus. Lineage: Eukaryota; Fungi; Basidiomycota; Agaricomycetes; Agaricales; Schizophyllaceae. The transcript has 7 exons. Gene Ontology annotation, molecular function: ubiquitin conjugating enzyme activity. Gene Ontology annotation, biological process: protein K63-linked ubiquitination; DNA damage tolerance. The record is from RefSeq and is a predicted model, not a curated record.
GCUGAAUCGGGCGAAGUCUCCCUUACCCUUUCACACCGCUGCUUGCUCCUUACCCCGAUGUCUCUUCCGAAGCGGAUCAUCAAGGAGACGGAGCGCCUGGUCGCAGAUCCCGCGCCUGGCAUUACCGCCGCGCCGCAUGACGAUAACCUCCGCUACUUCGACGUGACGAUACAGGGCCCAGAUGGCAGCCCAUUCGAGAGAGGAGUAUUCAAGCUCGAGCUCUUCCUGCCAGAAGAAUACCCCAUGGCACCGCCGAAGGUCCGCUUUUUGACCAAGAUCUACCAUCCUAACAUCGACAAGCUCGGCCGCAUCUGCCUCGACAUCCUGAAGGACAAGUGGUCACCAGCGCUGCAAAUUCGCACCGUCCUACUCUCCGUCCAAGCCCUACUCUCUGCGCCGAACCCCGACGACCCGCUCGCGACCGACGUCGCGAAGCACUACAAGGAGGACGAGAAGGACGCGCAGCGCGUCAGCAGGGAGUGGACGGUCAAGUACGCCAGCGCAUGAGUCGGAGUGGACGAACGUCUGUAUGGAAUUUGAGGCUCAUUCUCGCACGGCAAGCCCUUGCCAAUCCAAAGCUCGCAACCUUCGCCGGUCGUACUGUGGGAGAUAGACGUGUACAUUUACUGUUUUUAUUCAUCUUGUAGUCAAAAGUUGCCGACGACGAGGUUUGGGAGGGUCAACACUGAGAACAGGGAGAGUACGAGGUCGUAAGGGAAGCAUCGAAGGCGCGGAGCAAGAAAUGGGGCGCCGGAAUAUGGCAGGUCACGGGAUUGCCACAGGAUCUCAACUGUGAUGCCUUCUAUGACAUCCAAAGAGCAGCUUCGGUCAAGGCUGGGGCAGGCGACAAGAAACACAGGAGGUUCUUUCGCUCGAGCACGUCCGUUCAGACAAUGUGGUAGUCCAGCGGCAAUC